CUAAUCGACAAAUGGAUUGUACCCUGGUCUGGCCGUGGCGGUCAAAUCGCGCAUCGCGCUGCGCCAACUACCAUAACCGCAGCUGCUAGGAAUGCCUCGGCAAAUGACGAUGCAAAUGUCCAUAAAGGCAAAUACGAGCCUUCUCUCUCGAUCCAUGCCGUCAUAUCGUCACGCAAAAAGCAAUUUCACAUCUCAUUUAAAGCACCCAAGAAUACCAAGAAUACCAAGACCGCUAUGCCACCGUUCUCCAACUCCCUCAAAGCGCGAAAAGAGCUCACUGUAUUUGCUGUAUAUGAUGGCCAAUAA
Molecule: messenger RNA, 306 nt
Organism: Bipolaris oryzae ATCC 44560
Lineage: Eukaryota; Fungi; Ascomycota; Dothideomycetes; Pleosporales; Pleosporaceae
Exons: 2
Source: RefSeq, a predicted model, not a curated record